UGGAACAACAAGGAUAGAAUAUAAUCAACGGAUUCACAUUUCCUUUAGAAGAGGAUCUUGGACUGGUAAAUAUACAAGAGGAUCAUUUUGACCAAAGAAAAGACCAAAAUAAGGCAGUUUGGACUGCAUUGGAGAAAUCUCAAGCAAGCUGGAUGCUAUGUGUGUGUGUUUUGCUUGUGAGGGUCUCGAACACGGUCAGUGUCACUGACAACGUGCUUGACAGUUUCUCCCUCAAGAUACAUUGACUGCUGAGAGCGUGUUCCAGCAUUUGACUGCAUGUGUGUCCACUGACGUACAUGGGCAGACUGGCUGGGGGUCAAGGAGAAGAUGCCUGCCAUCCUGGUGGUCACUAAAAUGAAGUCAGGACUGCCAAAGCCGAUCCACAGCGCCCUACCUAUCCCUCAGGUGCCCACCCGGGCCGUGGCCCCCCAUCCAUGCUCCACCAACCCCGACCAGAGCAGAGCUCACCUGCACCUUGGGUGGGCGAUGGACAAAAACUACCAUCCUGAUGACAGUGGAGAAGAGACACAGAUCUACACGGACUGGGCGAAUCACUACUUGGCGAAAUCGGGACACAAGCGUCUUAUUAAAGACUUGCAGCAGGAUGUGAGUGAUGGCGUGCUGCUGGCCGAGAUCAUCCAGGUUAUCGCAAAUGAGAAGAUUGAAGAUAUCAAUGGAUGCCCUAAGAGUCGUUCUCAGAUGAUUGAGAACAUUGAUGCCUGUCUGAGCUUCCUAGCAGCCAAAGGUGUGAACAUACAGGGACUAUCAGCUGAAGAGAUCCGUAAUGGAAAUCUGAAAGCCAUCUUGGGGCUUUUCUUUAGCCUGUCACGGUACAAGCAGCAGCAGCAGGCGAAUCGACAGAUGCACACACAUCACACGCACUCACACGAACCCUUAAGCCAGCAGAGCAGCGCCCCAGCCCAGCUGAUCUCCUCCUCGCAUGGGACCCACACCUCAGCCUCACACUCACACAAAGUCCAGACGGAGAUGCAGUCCAGAUUACCUGGCCCCACCUCGAGGGUUUCCACUGUGGGCAGUGAGAAUUCCCCUCGAGGGUCCAUCAGUUCAGCAGGGAACCGCCGGAGUCAGGUGUUCAGCGAUAAAGCCAAACCUGCAGCAGCUCAGGCCAAAGAAUCAUCCGAGAGUGUCACCUCACAUCCUAAAGGCUUGACUGAGCACGCUCCGUCACCCCUUGUGACCACCUGCACCUCUGUUAGCACCAGCACUGUGGCUUUACCAUCCUCAUCGUCAGCCAUCCCCCAGCCCAACUCUAGUAGCAAACCUUGGAGAAGCAAAUCUCAGAGCGCCAAACCCACCACUACCUCCAUCAAGGCAGAUGUUCAAGCCAAGCAGCCUGUGCCUGCAGAACCGCCCCCUAAAGCUCUGCCUCAGAAGUCCAUGUUGGAGAAACUCAAACUUUUCAACAGCAAAGGAAGCUCCAAGUCUUCCACGCAAACAGAGGGUGCUAUUACACCAACGGCAGGAGGGAAAGAUGCCGGUUUGGUUUUGGAAAGAGUAGAAGCUGGUUCGAAUAAAGAACCUCUGGAGGAAAUUGAUGGAAACGUCAGACCCGGCUCGAGUGCUGUCACGAUGACAACCAGCAGCCCAAAGAUUGCUUUGAAGGGCAUUGCACAACGGACCUUUAGUCGGGCGCUCACAGCGAAGAAAGGCUCAACUAAGGCAGUGGAUAAAGAAAAGGAAAAAGAAAAAGAACGAGCUAAGGAGAAAGAUAAAAAUGGAAAAGAGGGGUUGAAGCAUGUCCUUGCCUCGGAAAAAACAGAGGAAGUUAAUGAAGAAGUCAUUGCUUCAAGUGGCGUUGCUUCUUCUGAGGCAGAGCCCAGGAAAACCUCUAAAAUCGCAAGCCUGAUACCCAAAGGUAGCAAAGCAGGCGGUACCAAGAAAGAUGGCUCUGCCCCUGUGCAAAGCGGUAUCCCAAAACCAGGAAGUAAAACCACAGGAAACGGAGCAGUGAAAAGCUCAGCGUUGCCCCACGGUGGUAAAGACAAUGAGAGGCCACGCAGUAUGCGUCUUGGAGGAGGUCUGGGACUUCACAGGGACAGGCGAAAUUCCUCAUCCUCUUCUAGCCUGGCUUCCACUGAGGGCAAAGCACAUCAAACACACAGCGCCGCCCCAGUGGCCAACGGAAGCAGUACACAAUCGACAGCCAGCAACACAGUCAGUGUGCAGCUCCCUCAGCCCCAGCAGCAAUACAGCCAUCCUAAUACAGCCACCGUUGCACCCUUUAUGUACAGGUCUCAGAGUGAGGCAGAUGGAAACGUUAGCACAAUCCCGAGUUCUGGAUGUCUUGGUAGUGACUCCAGCAGCUUGAAUAAGAUCAACCAGACUUCUACAGAGGACCUGUCAGGUGAAGAUCCUGAGACCAGACGAUUGAGGACUGUCAAAAACAUUGCUGACCUACGGCAGAAUCUGGAAGAGACCAUGUCUAGUUUGCGUGGGACGCAAAUCACGCACAGCACACUGGAGACCACUUUUGAUGGCAGUGUGACCACUGAAACGAGCAGUCGCAGCAUCCUCAGCAUGGCAUCUAGGUCUGCACCAUUGUCCUGGGUGAGUCGCAUGGGCCAGUCCAGUCCCCGUCUACAAGCGGGAGACGCACCCUCGGUCGGGAAUGGGUACCAGUCCCGGAGCGGAGGGGUGACGUCCAGCCAGGGCCGAUACCUGUACCAGGCUCCUCUCAGGAAGCAGCUGGCAGCACGUGGCAGCGCCCUCUGUGGCCUGGAGCUGGGAGACAGAGUGGAGGAUCUGGAGCUGGCAGGCGUGGGUCUGGAAAUGAGCGGCUACAUGAGUGAUGGAGAUGUGCUGGCGAAGAACACCCGGGCUGAUGAGCUGACCAGCGGGUACAUGACGGAUGGCGGAUUAAGUCUGUAUACACGGCGGUUGAACCAGUUGCCGGAUGGCAUGGCAAUGGUACGGGAAAGUUUACAGCGCAAUGCCUCCACCGGACAGGGAGACGCAGACAGUUGGGAUGACAGUAGUUCAGUCAGCAGUGGAAUCAGUGAUGCCAUUGAUACUGACGACAUCAACACCAGCUCAUCCAUCAGUUCUUACACCAACACUCCCGCUGCAUCCCGUAAGGCCCUGAAUGGACAGCCUCAGACAGAUGCCGAGAAGCACUCAGCAGCAGAACACAUCCCUGGCUGGUCCGGUGACGAGGUAAAAAAGUCAGAUGCGGGCUUUGACUGCGGGGUUAAAAUGGAAGGGGGUCUAAAAUGGCGGAGGAACCCUUCGGAUGUAUCGGAGGAAUCAGAUAAGAGCAGCUCAGGGAGGAAAACUGCACCCAUCACUCAGACCGGCUCCUGGAGGAUGGGCAUGAACGCGCAGGUGGGCGUGACCACACCGCGGACGAAAAGCACAACCAUGACCACAGGAACCGCCAUGAUUAAGACACAAGGGAUGGGUAAAACAGAUGAUGCAAAGGUCUCUGAAAAAGGCCGUAUGUCUCCUUGUUCCAAUGUCAUCCAGCAUUCCUCCUCUGAAGCCGGUCGUAGUAGUGGAGAUGAAGCCAAAAAAAUACCCGCAGGGAGAGUCCCUACCAGUACAUUUGGUUUUAAGAAGCCCAACAGUGUCCACGGACCUGCUACUAUAGUAGCCACCUCUAGCAUCACUCUGGUGACAGCGAGUGGCGCCACCAUAACUAGCGGUUCUGCCACCUUGGGCAAGAUUCCCAAGUCCUCCGCCCUGCUUGUGGGGGGAAGAGGGUCAUUAAAGGGGGCUGUGGAUGGUUUGUUGCCCCCUCAGGAGGAUGGCUACCUGUCCCCCAAUUCUCGCUCCACACUGCAGUAUCGCAGUCUACCUCGUCCCUCCCGCUCCGGAGCUGCGGCCCGUAAUGGAAAUCGGUCAUCUACGAGCAGCAUCGAGUCAAGCCUGAGCGCUCGAACAGUCGCCCUCACUGCCAAUAAGCCAAGAGACUCCGCCCCUAAAACCAACGGGCAUGCAGUCCAAGCCAAUCAGACGGACAAGGAAAAGGGCGUGGUCUCUGAAGUGGACAACCUGAGAGUCAGUUCGAUUGUUUCAGGUGGAGGAGCGGCAACUAUUCCACAGACAGCGAGACAGGGAAGCAAGUAUGCAGAGGUGUCGUCACCAACAUUGCGAAGACUUUUUGGAGGCAAGGCUGCCAAGCAAGCUCCAGUCACCACUACAGAAAGCAUGAAAAACUCAGUGGUCAUCUCCAACCCCCACGCUACCCUGGGUCACACCCAGUCCUCUGGUGGGCCCUUGGACACCCCCUCCACGAUACCAGGCAGUGGCGCCAGCAGUCCCCUGUACGGGGGUCGUGGAGCCAGCAUAGGUGGCAGUGAACAAGCUUCAAGCCCUGGUUCAGUGUACUCUACGGGCACUGGGACCUGGGGGACUACCAUCAGCAGCUCUUCUGCCCUAGGAUACCCCUCCGUCAGUAGCAUGCAUACCAGCAGCGAGUCCAUUGAUAUGUCGGUAGGCAGCGGGCAUCAUCGUGACGAGGCCCACACACCACUGAUAAGAACGGGGAGUGCUAAGACGGGCAUGUCAGAGAGUCCCCUCUCUUCUCCCUCUGCGAGUCCUAAAUUUAGCCGUAACACAUUGCCACGGAAGCAAGACAGGUACGGGCCCUCACCUCAGCUCCGUCAGGAGGAGGCACGUGAUUGGCUGCGCUCACAUUCGGCAGGCGGAUUGCAAGAUUCGGCCAGUAACUCUCCCUUCUCCACUGGUUCCAGUCUGACGUCACCCUGCGGGACACGUUUUAACUUCGCACAACUUGGCAGUCCCACCACAGGUGCUCAAAUAAACCUGGCAAGUCUGCGCAACAGCAGCCUGACCAAUCAGGACAAUCCGCUGGAAACCCACAGUGACUCCCGCUUGCGCAACUCCUGCAUGUCACUGGACGAAAAGACCCGGACCAUGAGCCGGUCGGGAUCCUUCAGGGAUGGGUUUGAGGAAGUUCAUGGAUCAUCUCUCUCGUUGGUUUCCAGCGCCUCAUCUGUCUAUUCAACGACGGAGGAGAAAUCACAGUCAGAGAUCCGCAAACUACGCCGAGAGCUGGAUGCCUCCCAGGAAAAGGUGUCCGCCCUGACAACCCAACUGAGUGCCAAUGCUCACCUGGUGGCAGCGUUUGAGCAGAGUCUGGGCAACAUGACCAUUCGUCUCAAGAGUCUCACCAUGACAGCAGAGCAGAAGGACUCUGAGCUGAAUGAGUUGAGGAAAACCAUCAAACUGCUAAAGAAGCAAAACUCUGUGGCUCAAGCAGCCAUCAACGGAGUCAUCAACACUCCCGAACUCACCUGCAAGGGUGAACGCUCAGGUAAUAACGGUUCUGCUCACGGAGUGCAACCGGACCUGCGCAUGCGCAGACAGCACUCAUCUGACAGCGUCUCAAGCAUCACCAGUGCCACUAGCCACUCCAGUCUGGGCUCCAACAUGGACAACCCUGACUCCAGCAGCAAGAAGAAGAAGAAGAACUGGCUGCGGAGCUCCUUCAAGCAGGCCUUCAGUAAGAAGAAAUCACCCAAGUCUGCCUCGUCCCACUCAGACAUUGAAGAGAUGACAGAUUCUUCUCUCCCUUCUUCCCCCAAACUCCCUCACAACGGCACUAGCACCUCAGCACUGCUGCUCCGAAACACACACUCCAGCUCUCUACUGUCAGACUGUCUGGAUGGAGAGGCAGAGACUGUAAUGCAGCUGCGCAAUGAGCUUCGAGAGAAGGAGAUGAAGUUGACGGACAUUCGACUGGAAGCCCUUAGCUCCGCCCACCAGCUGGAUCAGCUGCGGGAGGCCAUGAACCGCAUGCAGGUGGAGAUUGAGAAGCUAAAGACAGAAAAUGAUCGUCUUAAGUUGGAAAGCCAAGCCAGUGGGAGCCAGGCAUCCUCUCAAGUGUCCGUCUAUAACCCUACACCGACUCCAACAUCUGGCCUCCCUCAACACAGUCUAAACCUCACAGAAUCCACCAGCUUCGACAUGUUGCUGGAUGACUCCAGUGGAGACUCUCGUAAAGAGAGCAGACAUGUGAAAAUUGUUGUCAGUCUUCAUGAGAACAUUGCAUGGAAAGAGGACUGCACACCUCGAGACUUCCUGAUUGGUUGCAUUGGUGUCAGUGGAAAAACCAAAUGGGAUAUUCUUGAUGGUGUAGUACGGCGCUUGUUUAAGGAGUACAUCAGGCAUGUUGAUCCAGUCAGUCAGCUUGGACUAGGCUCAGACAGUGUGGAGGAAUAUCGUAUUGGAGACCUGGUCCGGUCUAGUGGAGCAAACACACCUGAACUCUUGCCCUGUGGAUACCUUGUUGGAGAGAAUGACACCAUCAAUAUCUCCCUGAAAGGUGUGAACUCUCAGUCAGAGGAUUCUGUUGUCUUUGAGACGUUGAUCCCAAAACCCAUGCUGCAGCGCUAUGUGUCGUUGCUCCAGGAGCAUCGAAGAAUAAUCCUCUCUGGCCCCAGUGGCACUGGAAAAACGUAUCUGGCCCACAGACUGGCAGAGCACCUGACACUGCAAGAGGGCAAACUGCCCAAUGAGAGCAACAUUGUCACCUUCAAUGUUGAUCAUAAAUCCAGCAAGGAGUUGCAUCAGUACUUAGCAAACAUCGUGGAACAGUGUAGAGCUGAUGGGCAGGAGACUGAAGCCCCUCUAGUGCUUAUUCUGGACAACCUGCACCAUGUCAGCUCGCUGGGAGAGGUAUUCAGCGGCCUGCUCAACUGCAAAUACCAGCGCUGCCCGUAUAUUAUUGGCACGAUGAGCCAGGUGACAUCCUCUGCUCCAAACCUGCAGCUCCAUCAUAACUUCAGGUGGGUGUUGUGUGCUAAUCACAUGGAGCCGGUGAAAGGUUUCCUGGGCCGGUUCCUGAGGAGGAAGCUGAUCGAGACAGAGAUCGGCAGCCGAACGAGGAACCCAGAGCUGGUGAAGAUCAUAGACUGGAUCCCUCAAGUCUGGCACCACCUGAACCAUUUUCUGGAGGCCCACAGCUCCUCUGAUGUGACCAUUGGUCCGCGUCUGUUUUUGUCUUGUCCGAUGGAUGUAGAUGGGUCACGUGUGUGGUUCACAGACCUGUGGAACUACUCCAUCAUUCCCUACAUGCUGGAGGCUGUUAGAGAGGGACUGCAGCUUUACGGGCGCAGAGCAGCAUGGGAGGAUCCUGCACUGUGGGUGCUGGAGACAUUUCCAUGGGCGACCACUCAUCAACACCCUGAUUGGCCAGCAUUGUUGCAGCUCCGCCCAGAGGAUGUGGGCUUUGAUGGAUACUCUGCAUCUAGAGAGGGCUUCAACAAGCAGAGUACUCAGAGUGACAGUGAUGCCGACCCACUGAUGAACAUGCUGUUGCGACUGAAGGAGGCAGCCAGCUGUUCCAGUCCACAGAGUUAUGACAGCGACUCCAAUAGCAACAGUCACCAUGACGAUAUCCUGGACUCUUCACUGGAGUCCACACUAUGAUCCAGCCUGAUCUGAUAUGCCUUUAAAUUUCCUUCUCUUAGGACACAGUUUGAACAUUGAUGCCGACUAAGGCAGCAGAAUCAAUUCAUUACAUCACUUCUACAUCAAAAAAGGGUGCUGGUAACCCUGAGAAAGAAAUGAUGCUUCAUUUAAAAAGAUGGAGAGAGAGAGAGAGAGAGAGAGAGAGAGAGAGAGAAAAUAUAUGCGCCAAAACUCAACAGUACUUCAAGCUGCCUCGUGUGUGCUAUCACUUCGAUAUUAGGAAUCUUACUUCAGCAUUAAACAAAAACAGAAGUUCUACAUCCUAAGGAUUUUCUGUACCUCAAAUCGGAUCGUCAGAGAAAAUUUCACACACAAUGCAAUUCUUCAAUGGAUGGCAUCAGUGUUUCCUCCUGUUGACUUUCCCACUACUGAUGAGCCUUCUUCUCAUGUCCGUACACCCUCACAAAACCAGCUUUAUAGUAUCCCAUCGUUUAAUAUCCAUAACAAUAUGGUCGAAAUGAGAUGGUGCUACACUUUUAUCAUUUUAAACUAAUUUAUUUUGAUGAUUAGAAAUAAAACCUCAGAUACCACCUGGGAUGUGCUUUUUUUUUUUGCUCUUAUGCAUAUAUAUAUAUAUAUUUUUUUUUUUUUUAACCCACCAUGUCCAUCACUCCUGAUCUUACCUGCUGAACCCUGACCUUAACUGCUGACAAUGCAUGAUCCAUCUGAACUCCUGUACUCUAUACAAGUAUUCUACUGUAGCACAAAGCAUGUCUAUAUAUUUUUUGCUCUCUUUUUGGUGCUGAAUGGAACCUGCUGCCUUACUCCAUUUUGUACUCCAAGGCACUAUGUUUUAUACUUCGGGAAAAAACUGAUUUAAAUAUAUUUUGUAAUUAAACUACAGGGCUCUACGCUACUCCUUGAGUUUGCCUAUAAAAACAGCCUCAUAGUCAUCAUAUCACGCCACACAUUUUUGAGGCACAAUAAUGUGACAAGAUGAAGAGGAAUAAAACAGUGGCAGGGCGAUUGUAACCUCCAUAUGUUUUGAAUUUUUUUGUUUGUUUGUUUGUUUUUCUGUUCAGCACAGUGAAUAAUUACAAUAGCGACUCACUGUUUCGUCCAGAGGCUAGGGAUAGUUCACCCAAAAAUUAAAAUUCUCUCAUCAUUUACUCACCCUUAUGUCAUACCAGAUGUGUAUGACUUUCUUUCUUCUGCAGAACACAAACAAUGAUUUUAAAAAGAAUAUUUCAGCUCUGUAGGUUCAUACAAUGCAAGUGAAUGGUGACCAAAACUUUGAAGCUCCAAAAGGCACAUAAAGGCAGCAUAAAAUUAAUCCAGAUGACUACAGUGUUUUAAUCAACGUCUUUUGAAGCGAUCCAAUCUAUUUUGGGUGAGAACAGACAAAAAUAUAACUCCUUUUUCACUACAAAUCUUGACAUCAGCAGUCUCCUUGGCGAUCAGGAUUUCAAGCUCAAUUACACUUCCUAGCACCAUCUAGCGUAUCUUGAAGUGUAACAAGCUUGAAAUCAUGACAGUGCCUAGAGACUGCAAUGGCGAGAUGUACAGUGAAAAAAGAGUUACAUUUAAGUCUGUUUUCAACCAAAACCAAAGAUCUGGCCACCAUUCAUUGCAUUUUAUGGACCUAUAGAGUUGAGAUAUUCUUCUAAAAAUCUUCACUUGUGUUCUGCAGAAGAAAGAAAGUCAUACACAUCUGGGAUGGCAUGAGGGUGAGUAAAUAAUGAGAGAAUUUUCAUUUGUGGGUGAACUAACCCUAUCAAAGGCAGUUUUAUAACAUUUUAACAUAACUUGCUGUUGUCAUUUGGGAAUUUCUAUACUAGAAAAAUUAUGCUUUGUUGCUUUUAUAUACCUGAAAUGUGUUUUAUCCAGAGUGGGAGGAGUGUAAGGCUUCGCUUGGUACUUAAGGAAGUUCUCAACACAUCUUGGCAAAAGCACAGUAUGAUGCAGAAGAGUUUGUUCAUAAUUUGGUGUAUGAGUAUACCUCAUUGACCAUUUUGGCCUUUGUCAUGUACAUAUCUUGGGUUCAAUGUGAAAGAUUAACAAACAUCCACGGAGACAUUGGAUAAAUUAUAUACUGUAUUUGCUGCUUGAUAUUGCAAGGGCGGUUCUGGAUGAUGUGUAAAUAAAAUUUUAUCUUUGAUUGUCCAUAAAGGAAACAUAUUUGGAUGGAUAGAGAGUUUCCUUGCAUGGGAAAACAUAAUAUAUGGGGCUAUUCACUAUUUUCACCUCAUUAAUAGCAAAUUGGUUUUCAGAUGUUCUUUGUAUGGCACUACAGGGUUUUGUUUAACAACACUGGAUCCAUUUCACUCCAAUGUACUGUACGAUUCCUGUAAGUCAUCAUUCCUAUGCAACAUCAUCUUGGAUUUCAAAUGAAAGCCAAAUGUCGUAGCUCUGUAAUGCUAUCAGCACUGCCAAUACGUUGUGUACACUGUGUAUAUAAUUUGUGAAUAUUUUUAGGAUAUGUGCCUAAUGCAUUUUCUUUCACAAUUAUGAUGAUGAUGAUGAUGAUGAUGAUGAUGUGUAAUUGUAAGCACAAAAGUUGUAUGUGUUGAUUGUUGUAAUUGAUUCAUGAGGGCUAUAACUGAAUGGGAAUCAUUUCAUUGAUUUUGCACUUUGCUCUAACAUUGUUUCUUGAUGUAAUAUAUGUCAGUGUAAAUAUUUGACUACCAUGCUGGCUGCAUUUUGUUGAAUAAUCUUUUUUCUAGCCGUUUAUAACCAUGCUUGGAAAUAUGGAAUAUUUUGUGUACAGUGUCUUUUUCAUCUUAACAGUUGUUUAGUUUCCCAUGAAAGUUCCUUGACAAACAGAUGACCCACAAAGAUUUAUCGAUCAUGUUACCAGUUUUAAAUUAUGCAUAAUUCAGUAAACCUAAUAAUUAUU
Molecule: messenger RNA, 10291 nt
Organism: Myxocyprinus asiaticus (Chinese sucker)
Lineage: Eukaryota; Metazoa; Chordata; Actinopteri; Cypriniformes; Catostomidae
Product: neuron navigator 2-like
Exons: 37
Coding region: 328-7413 (2361 amino acids)
Biological process (GO): neurogenesis; nervous system development
Molecular function (GO): protein binding; ATP hydrolysis activity
Source: RefSeq, a predicted model, not a curated record